Kazachstania africana CBS 2517 is the source of this 1812-nucleotide messenger RNA. RefSeq lists its product as uncharacterized. The record is from RefSeq and is a predicted model, not a curated record. Bases 1 to 1812 code for a protein of 603 amino acids. The transcript has a single exon. NCBI's taxonomy places the organism in Eukaryota, Fungi, Ascomycota, Saccharomycetes, Saccharomycetales, Saccharomycetaceae.
AUGAUUUCCUUCAAACAUGCAAGUCGAUCUUUGGUUCUGCUAUUACAUCUUUUGCUCUUCGUUAGAGCUGAAGGUGCAGUAUUUACAACUACAUACGAAGACCUGAUCACAACUGCCACCGCAGUUGUUUCUGAGCUAGUUACAACCAACUCAGAGGGUAAAACUACAACUCAGUACAUCGUCGAGUCCCUUAUUGAAGCUGAAGUUACUAGAUCAGGUAUGACAGCCACAACCACUGUUUCUGCGUGUAUUGCUACUGCUAUCGUUACCGCUAUGACUACAACUGAUGAAAGUGGUUCCAGUUAUUGCAUUAACAGCGUCGUUACCACUACGGAAAAUCCAGUUUACACUGUUACUGUUACUUCUGAAGGUAAAACUUACGGUGAAGUCGUUUCUGAGUAUACAUCGACGACUUCAGGUGUUGUUUAUAAGAGCUGGAAAUCACUAUUCACUUCUGAAGCGGCCGAUGACAGUACAUCUACUACUUCGACAGAAGAUAAUCACAUUUAUACCUCAGUUAUUUAUGACUGUACUACCACCAUCACUUCCGGUUCUUGUUCGAUAGCAGAUAUUUCUUCGACGAGUACUACUCAAAGUUCUGCGUCAUCUACGGUCAUGCCAUCAACUGCAAGUGAGUCCACGAGUAUUUCUAUCUCAAGCUCAAGCUCAUCUUGGGUGGUUUCCUCCGUUUCAAGUGGAGCAGAAUAUACCUCCAUUGUGAGUUCUGGUUCUUCUACUACUAGCACUUUGGUAUCUGACCACGACACUACCAACGGCGCUGGCUCUGAAUACACUACUACUCUCAGCUCUGGUUCCUCAACCAUCACUGCUCUGGUAUCUGACUACGACACUACGAACAGUGCUGGCUCCGACUACACCACGUAUACAAUCCUCUCCACGCUUACUGGAUCUGAAUCUACGACUGGCGGCUCUGAAUACACUACUACUCUCAGCUCUGGUUCCUCAACCAUCACUGCUCUGGUAUCUGACUACGACACUACGAACAGUGCUGGAUCUGACUACACCACGUAUACAAUCGUAUCCACGCUUUCUGGAUCUGAAUCUACGACUGGCGGCUCUGAAUACACUACUACUCUCAGCUCUGGUUCCUCAACCAUCACUGCUCUGGUAUCUGACUACGACACUACGAACAGUGCUGGAUCUGACUACACCACGUAUACAAUCGUAUCCACGCUUUCUGGAUCUGAAUCUACGACUGGCGGCUCUGAAUACACUACUACUCUCAGCUCUGGUUCCUCAACCAUCACUGCUCUGGUAUCUGACUACGACACUACGAACAGUGCUGGCUCCGACUACACCACGUAUACAAUCGUAUCCACGCUUUCUGGAUCUGAAUCUACGACUGGCGGCUCUGAAUACACUACUACUCUCAGCUCUGGUUCCUCAACCAUCACUGCUCUGGUAUCUGACUACGACACUACGAACAGUGCUGGAUCUGACUACACCACGUAUACAAUCGUAUCCACGCUUUCUGGAUCUGAAUCUACGACUGGCGGCUCUGAAUACACUACUACUCUAAGCUCUGGUUCCACCACUUAUACUGCCACAGUCUCUGACUACACGACCACUGACUCUGCCGGUUCUACGUACACUACACAAUCUACUAUAAUUACAGAUGACACUCAUGCUGAGUCUAAGUACACCACUACUGUCACUUCUGGUUCCACCACCAGUUGCGCUAUCGAGAGUUCAGUUUUGGUUUCAAGUUACGCUGGAUCGGCUGGUACUUUGGGUGGGAGUUUAUUCAACGCCUGUUUUAAUGUUUUCUUUUUGUUAAUGUUAAUAAUCUAA